Rotaria sp. Silwood1 is the source of this 348-nucleotide messenger RNA. The record is from the annotation of a GenBank genome assembly. Lineage: Eukaryota; Metazoa; Rotifera; Eurotatoria; Philodinida; Philodinidae.
AUGGAGAUCAACUCAGAAGAUCCAAAUAAUUUGUUUUUCAGUCAUACUGUUGCUGAUUUAGAGCCAUCACCGCAUACAGUAAGGCAAAGACGAUGGAGACAACAUCGAAAACACAAGCUCAACUCCACUCACCUACGUUUACCUCUUUCAACUGUAGAACGAGUUAUUGAAAAAGAUUUGUAUUUAUCAUCUCGUCAUGAAAAUUUUGAAGAUAAUUCAAUUAUUGAAAAUAAUAAUUAUGAAAAUACUUUAAUUACUGAUGAUGAUAAUUAUGAAGACAAUUUAAUCGAUGAUGAUAACUAUAAUCUUGAUGUAAAUCUAGAUGAUGAUGACGACGACGAACUUUGA